Molecule: messenger RNA, 2618 nt
Organism: Neltuma alba
Lineage: Eukaryota; Viridiplantae; Streptophyta; Magnoliopsida; Fabales; Fabaceae
Product: transcription factor TCP2
Exons: 4
Coding region: 682-2154 (490 amino acids)
Biological process (GO): regulation of secondary shoot formation
Cellular component (GO): nucleus
Molecular function (GO): sequence-specific DNA binding; DNA-binding transcription factor activity
Source: RefSeq, a predicted model, not a curated record
UGUGACAUUGUUUUGUAAUAAUGCAAAAUGCAAAAAUGGAUUUUGAUUCAGAAACCCACCUUCAAACAAAUCAAUUCAUCCACCAUCUUCUCCAUCUUCUUCCCUCCUCACCUUAAUCCAUAAAAUCCUCUCUCACCCAAUUCCUCUCUUCACCCUCACUGCUUUUUCCUUCCAUUUUCUCACCCAUUAAACAAGCCCCGUAAACCCUAGAAAACACUCCUGUCCUCCUCUCUCCCUCCCUUCUGCUACUGCAUUUUUUCUCGUGCCAAGGGAUCAGAACACGGCGAUAAUAACAAACCAGAACGGCCCAGAUCGGAGGUACGUCCGAGAUAGAAGCGGAGCUGAGUCGUCUCUGAGACCUUCUGAGGCUUUGCUUUUGAAAGCGUUCUCUGCAACUGCAAAAAGCUUGAACGAGGGCCUCUCCUUCCUGACUUGGACUGUGAUAUAUCGGAGCGUAAAAAAAGACCUUUUUAUCACUACAAACCCAAGGUACUCUGAAUUAUCGUCAUCAAUGCAAAGGACACACCAACCCCACCUGCACUCACCCUCCAGCUUCUCUCUCUAAAUUUCCCUUCUCCUCUCUCUUCUCUCUCUCUCUCUCUGAGCCUCUUCUAAAGUGUGAGGCUAGGAGGCAGGAGGGUUUUUCUACAGCUUGAGCUUCACAAAAGGCAUGAUUGUGGUAUGGAGGAGGAUGGGAUUCAAGGGCAAGCGCGUAAAUUCCCAAGAAUUGAAAACGGGAGUGCAAGGAACGAUUCCUCCAACAACAACAAGAUAGGUUCCAAUAUUAACGAAGAGAAUGGAGACCUCAGAAAAAGAAGUGGAGGAGGAGGAGGAGGAGGAGGAGGAGGAGGAGGAGGCAACGAUGGAAGUAGCAACCGAUUUCACGGUUGGCACCACCAGUCUUCUCGAAUCAUUAGGGUUUCUCGUGCCUCCGGCGGGAAAGAUCGGCACAGCAAGGUCAUGACUUCGAAGGGUUUAAGAGACCGAAGGGUUCGCCUCUCUGUGACCACAGCGAUUCAAUUCUACGACCUUCAAGAUCGACUGGGUUAUGACCAACCUAGCAAAGCCGUGGAAUGGUUGAUCAAAGCUGCUUCUGAUGCAAUUUCUGAGCUUCCUUCUCUGAAAAAUACGUUCCCCGAGACCCCAAAGCAACCCAGCGAUGAGAAGAGGGGAGGUGAGAAAUGUAUCGAUUCAGCUGACGCAGAAGUAGAUGGUGAAGCGAGUUUCCACCAGCAGAAUCAGAAUCAAAGUCAGAAUCUUUCCUUGUCGAAGUCCGCUUGUAGCAGCACGUCGGAGACAAGCAAAGGUUCCGGCUUGUCUCUCUCCAGGUCGGAGAUUCGAGUCAAGGCGCGUGAGAGGGCGAGGGAGAGAGCGGCGAAGGAGAAGGAGAAAGAGAAUGAUGAAUCUUGCAAUAACAUUGCUCAUCCCCAGAAUAACAAUGUCAUCUCCAUGGCUCAAACUUCUUUCACUGAGCUUCUCACUGGUGGGAUAAAUACUAGCGUUCCUGCGACUACUAGUCCCACCGGGUCGGGUCAGCAGAAUCAUAAUCGGAGUGAUGAGGCUGAUCUGUUCAACAAAGGAGCUAGACAUCAAUGGAGUAUGGCGCCUAUGGACUACUUCGGGGCAGGGCUUCUGGGAGGUUCGUCGUCUUCAAGAACCCAGCAUCAUCAGUCUUCUGCGUUUGCAGGGCAGAUCCAAUUGGGGAACAAUCUUCCUCAGACAAUGUCGGUUGUACCAUUCGGAGUCCAGAGUGAAAACCACUCAGAUCAGCUUCAGCAAUUCUCGUUCAUCCCCGACCAUCUUAUGCCGGCGGUGGUCACGUCGUCGCAGACCCCAAGCGGCGGGGGGAGCGAGUACAAUCUCAACUUUACCAUCUCUUCGUCUUCUAAUUCCGGCGGCCUUGCUGGUUUCAGUAGUAGGGGGACCCUUCAGUCCAAUUCUCCGUCUCUUCUGCCUCACCAUCUGCAGAGGUUCUCACCUUUAGACGGAUCGUCCAACUUACCUCUCUUCAUCGGAGCAAAUGCAGCUCCAGCCAUGGAGAAUCACCACCACCACCACCAUCACCAGUUCUCACCCGAAUUAGACGGCCGCUUGCAACUCUUCUACGGCGACGGAAACCGGCAUUCAGACCAGAAGGGAAAGGGGAAGAACUGAGUUCCGAUCGACGACGCCCUAUUUCUCGUGAUCCAUCGGCUUACCGGACCAAAAGCUAGAGCAAGCUAUGCGCCACAGCCUGUCUUUGGUUUGCUGCUGCCACAUCGGAUGGUACAAUGUUGUCAUCAAGUGUUGAUAUUCAUACAUUGGUCAUUUUGAAGUAUCAUUCGCUUAAGUAUUUGGAUAUAAAUAUAUAUUAAUCUAUGCGUGCUGCAAAUCUUCCUGUGUUUCUGGAGAAAUGUAAGAAACUUGAAGUUAUUCUUUUUUGCUUUGUCCAAUUACUUUGAGAUUCUCUGUAUGCCAUUUGGCUGAGAUCAGAGUGUGAAUGAAUCAGUCUCUAAAAAAAGCAAAACCUCUUGUGAUUUUAAGACUGAUUUCUCCUCUUAAGGCCAAAGCCUGAAACAUAUGUUUCCAGAUUUUGUCAUCCUAUGAGAAUAUUUCUCAGCUAUGCCAUGUUACAAAAA